CAACUUCUCGUUUGUUUAUUUAUUACGAAGUUGAAUAAAUCCAUAGUUUCGUUCCAUGGUUAAAUUAUUGGAUUUUAUAUUUCUUAUAUUAUAUAUUAUGAUUAUCAAUUAUAACUAGAAUUAUAAAUACUCUAGUUACGUAUAUGCAAAUUAUAUAUUUUUGUAAUUUUUAUAAUAAUAAUAAUAAUAAUUAUUAUUAUCAUUAUUACUGCCACUGAUGUCAUAAGAACUUUGGUAAUUUUUAUAAAUUUAUUAUGUCAAGAAGAAAAAAUUUGAUAAAUAGUUGGAGUAAUUUAAGUAUAAAUAAUAAUAAUUACCGUGAAUACGACAACGUGGAUUACACACAAUUGACAGAGGCUGACCACAAUGGAUUCGUUGACUCCCAGUUCGCGAGACCGCCGAUUAAAAUUCCAUGGAAAGCAAUUACUUUGGCAUCAUUAUUAUUUAUUGGUGGUUCAGUCAUGUUAAUUAUCGGUAGUUUAAUUGUCAGCGGUCAUAUUGAUACCAAGUACAGUGACCGCAUGUGGCCAAUAAUAAUACUCGGUAUAUUAAUGUUCAUACCAGGUGCUUAUCAUGUACGAGUCGCAUUAAUGGCGUACAGAAAAAUUCCCGGUUAUUCAUUUGAUGACAUACCGGAAUUUGAUUAAUCAUUUAUUGAUUAAUGAUCAAUAUGAAAGAGUUAUUUAUUAUAGACUAUAUUUUUAAUUAAUUUAUUAACAUGUAAUUAUUAAUUAAUGAUUAAUGCACAAUUUAUUUAAUAAAUUAACACUUAAUUAUAUAC
Microplitis mediator is the source of this 781-nucleotide messenger RNA. RefSeq names its product transmembrane protein 230. The transcript has 4 exons. Bases 255 to 647 code for a protein of 130 amino acids. The record is from RefSeq and is a predicted model, not a curated record. Gene Ontology annotation, cellular component: endomembrane system. NCBI's taxonomy places the organism in Eukaryota, Metazoa, Arthropoda, Insecta, Hymenoptera, Braconidae.